Messenger RNA from Effrenium voratum, 1276 nucleotides. The record is from the annotation of a GenBank genome assembly. NCBI's taxonomy places the organism in Eukaryota, Dinophyceae, Suessiales, Symbiodiniaceae.
AUCUAAUAUGGGUGCAGCGCUUGGCUGCUAUGAGCGGGCACUGUCUCGGGCCCCUACAUCCACAACUGCUGUGGUAGCGGGGUCGCUGGGCUUCCUUGGCGAUGCGCUGGCGCAACGCGUUGAACAGCGGCGGCCGGACUGUGUUGACACUACCUUCAAUGUGCAGAGGAGUUCAGCGUUCACGCUGUAUUCUUUGCUUUGGGGUGCCUGCGGCUUGCGGCCCUGGCUGACCCUGCUGAACCAGCGCUUUCCAGGCAACUCGGUGAAGGCCAUUUGUCAGAAAGUGGCAAUGCAGCAAUUUGUAUGGAAUCCAAUCAUUUACUUGCCCACAUUUUACGGCUUUAACGGCUUGUAUCGUGGACAAGACAUCGAUGCUUUGUUGGCCAAAGUUCGAGGUGAAUAUGCCGACUGCCUGCUCUACGUUUGGAAGGUCUGGAUUCCCAUGUCUGUGGGCAUUUUUGCGUUCGUACCAACGCGGCAUCAGGCGGCAGCCAACUUCCUGGGCAACCUGGUUUGGAACACCCUGCUGUCCCUGUUCUACAACGAGAGCCCGCAGCCCAAUGUGCUGAAAGCAAAAGAAGCGCCUUCCCGGCAGCUUGCUUUCUGCUAUCAGGGCAUGAUACAUCACGAGAAUCGGCUCAAGGUUUUUCGCUGCGCCAAAGGCAUGCGCUGGCUCGCGCUGAAUCAUUUGCAGGUGCGCUGGAGGGCGGCCUCCACGAUGGCGAAACGGCUGCCCCGACAUCGCCAGCUCCGCAGUGAGAGUUCAGAGCAAAAAGUCGAGACGAAAGAGAUGGAGGACGAUCAGAAACGACAGGGCAAGGAGAGGCAUGCAGAGCCUGUUCACAAAGGCUCGGCUCGGCGCGCGCCGGAAGCAGCAAAGCCUGCAGGUGAGAUCAGUGAGGCGGGCCGCUUGCCCGAGUGGCUCUUCGAGGAUCGGCCUGUCUGGCUGGAGGCCCUGGUCCGCUUCCUGCAUGAGCCGGACCUGCUUCUGGUGAGGCUGGAAAGAGGCAGCUCCCAGCGCGUGGCACGGCGGCCUGCGGCCGGCGUGCUGCCAGAGAUGCAGGAGCUGUCGUUGCCCUUUGAGAAGCUGAGAAGCUGGGCCACCGGCGAGUUGCAGCAGGCCGCCGAUGAAGGCCGAAAGGUCCGCUCGGUGGCGGUGUGCGGCACCGACAAGUCGCACGCUGCGGAUGCUGUGGAGGUUCUCCGCUCCAUGGGCUUCAAGCGCGUGGCCAAUGUGCAUACCCAGGCCUUCCUUCAGCAGCUGCAAGCGAUGUGA